This is a messenger RNA of Oncorhynchus gorbuscha (pink salmon), 3376 nucleotides long. RefSeq names its product nucleolar protein 9 (gene nol9). Gene Ontology annotation, molecular function: polynucleotide 5'-hydroxyl-kinase activity. The record is from RefSeq and is a predicted model, not a curated record. NCBI's taxonomy places the organism in Eukaryota, Metazoa, Chordata, Actinopteri, Salmoniformes, Salmonidae. The transcript is spliced from 13 exons. The coding region runs from base 402 to 2564 and encodes 720 amino acids. Gene Ontology annotation, biological process: cleavage in ITS2 between 5.8S rRNA and LSU-rRNA of tricistronic rRNA transcript (SSU-rRNA, 5.8S rRNA, LSU-rRNA). Gene Ontology annotation, cellular component: nucleus.
UUGGAAUGGUGCGUUGCAUUUAAUAUAAUUUAUAAACAGUAAUUUUGACUAACGUAUCAGGAACAUGUAUUGCGUUAUGUCUCGUCCAGGCGGUAGGGACCGGAUGUGACGGUUAGGCUAGCAUAUUGCAAGCGAGCUAGCUAACCGUAAAUACACGCUUUGCAAUUGAAUGAUGGGUAGCAUGUUAACAUCACGUUCAAAUUACACGAUCGUGUAGUUAUAUAAUUGCAUUAUUUGGGGAUCGACUAACUAAUGAUAUUUCGAGCUGAUGUUCUCUUUGGUGGAUGCAUGGUUAGCUGUCUACGCUAUCAGCUAGUUACGCGAACAACUGAGCAUGCGUGAACCCCGUGAAGGGUUCCCCACCUUACAUCUUACUUGCAAAGGGAAAGCCAUAAGAAACCAUGAAAGUGCAGAAAUCUCUCCCCAAAACCAAGCAGACGUCCAAGAGGCAACAAUGUAAUGACAAGUGGUUCAAGUCCAACAGAAUUGCCAAAAACUCAGACUCUUCAAACCUCAGCCCAAGCACAGCCAUGGCCAAGCUAGAGCACCGCGCAUCUAACCUUAGAAAGGACAAGCCUAACCUGAAGAGACUGAAGAAAGGCGCCAAGGCUGUGUCCUUCAGACCGGUCAAGACUCCGGCUGCCUUGGAGAGGACCCCCUCUCGUCCCCUGACCAACGGUGGAGCAGGUGGACCAGAGCAGGGCAGUGACUCAGACGAGUCCCAGGACUGGAGCUCCUUUGCCAAGUCUGUUUUACAUCAAAAUGGUGGUGGAGAGAGUAUGGAGGGCCAGGAGAAUUGUGUCUCAGCCAAAGCUGCGCCUGGCAGGAUAGAGGAGGAGGCUUUUGUUCACUGUGCAGAGCGAGACUACAUCCAUAAUCGCACAGUGCUGGUCAUGCAACAGGGUCAGACCCUGUGUUUUAGGGGGAAGUGCCUUCUGUCAUGUCUGUACGGUCGGGUGGAGGUGCAUGGUUUCACCCUUGAGGAGGGUCAGCAGUCCUACCCACUUUUUUCCCCUUCCUCACAUUGCCCCCUCACCGUCACAGCACUGGGGGAUUCCCCUAACCCCAGCAAGACCAAGAAAGCAGGCCGUCUAGAGGCCAAAGCCAUUGUCCGCAAGUACCUCUCUACAGAGACACGUAAAAGGUUGUUGAGUGAAGUAGAUUCAGACUCCUGUGUGAUCCUGCUGGAGCCCCUGGACACCCCUCUGACGCGGUUCCUCACCAGUUUCCCAGACCUCAAAGAGGUGUUUGGACUCAGUUCGAGGGACAUCCGAGAGAGUUCAGCUAUGCUGGACACUCCGCUCUCUGGCCUUGGCAUAACCCCACUGCGGAAAACAGCCAGAGGCAUGGUUAUGUCACAGACCUACAGGGAGGCUCUCAACGGCCUGGUUAACGCCUGUGCAGAGGAGCUAGAUGGCUGUCCAGUUAUUCUUGUAUGUGGUGCUAAGAAUGUUGGAAAGUCCACCUUCAACCGUCACCUCAUCAAUACCUUACUUAACCACACUGCAAGUGUAGAAUACCUGGAGUGUGACCUGGGCCAGACAGAGUUCACUCCCUCAGGUUGUCUCUCCCUGUCUACUGUCAGAGAGCCACUGCUGGGUCCCCCCUUUACACACCAGUGGGCCCCAGAGCACAUGAUCUUCUAUGGCCAGUCGUCCUGUGAAACGGACCUGGACCGCUAUCUGGAGUCCCUCAAGUCCCUGUGGCGCUUGUACAACCGAGAGACGCCCAUUGUCAUCAACACCAUGGGCUGGGUCAAAGGUUUUGGCUUUCAGUUGUUGGUGGACAUCAUUCGCCUCUUCUCCAUUUCUCACGUGGUGCAGCUCAGUAGUGGGGAUAAAGUCAUGUGCCCCCAACUCACCCCUGAGUUCCUGAGGUCAUCCCAUGGCUGGCAGACACACCCUCCUGUCCAGUCAGCUUUGGGUGAGGACAACUCUGGAACUCAUCCUGCCCAGCGGAGUUACACUCUAUUCCGUAUUCACUCAGAGUUUGAAGGAGCAGGCCGCCCGGGAGAAAUGAGACACCAGCGCAGCAACGAGCAGCGUGACCUGGCUCUGCUGGGCUACUUCAGCCAGCUGCAGUCCCCUGAACCAGGCCCUGUCAGACCCCUACACUGCUUCACCCCCUACCAGGUUCCCCAUUCGGCAGUGGCUGUGGGUGUGACACACUGCGAGGUGGCACCAACUCAUGUACUCUACACUGCCAAUGCCAGUCUGGUGGGGCUGUGCUGUCUGAAUGAGAAGGUAUCAGGCAGGGGAAGCCCAGUACUGCUCUCCCAAACCCCUGUCUGCCCCUGUGUGGGCUUUGGUGUCCUUCGAGGUGUGGACAUGGCACGGGGCCUGUACUUCCUUGUUACACCUGUAGCUCCCUCUAUCCUCCGUCAGGUCAACUGUCUUCUGCUGGGGGCUGUCACACUGCCCAACACCCUCCUCACAGGCCAGACAGGAAUUCUGGGAGAUCCUCCCUACGUCACAAUGGACUACAGCUUUGAGCUAACCGGGGCCGGCAAGCUUCACGUCUUCAAGGGGCUUGUAAGACCUGGCCAGAUGAAAAACGCAAAGUGAUUGUUUUUGUUUUUAUGGUUUCACAGCAAGAAAUCCUUUUUUUUUUUUUUUCUUUCUCCCCCGCCUUGUUUAUUGACUAAACACCAAGGCCAGAGUGAAGGUCGUUGAAUGUACAGAAGUGAAGGUUCAGGAGAGGGUGUACCGUAGAGUUGGUGUGAGUGACUCGAGGGCGUACUCUCACUCCAGAUCAGUGCUGAAGACGGCCCAGGCUGUGGAGGUCAACUCCCUCUUGUUGGCGUCAAUUGGGUUUACCUUGGUCUACAAUCAUGAGAUCAUUUUUUUUUUGGGGGGGGGGGGGGUUGCUGUAUUAAAUAGUUUAGGAUGUUUGAACGUAUUUCUAUCACAUGGACAAUAUCUAGACAUGCAGUUAAACCUCUGUCUGCAUCUGAAAUGGCACCGUAUUCCAUGGGGCACUGGUCAAAAGUAGUGCACUAUAUAAGGAAGAGGGUGCCGUUUGGGACACAUUCUGGGUUUGAUGUCUAUUCCUCAUGGGUCACAUUCCAAAGCCAAGAUUGUACACAUUAUCAAUUGUAAACAAAUUGAUAUACUUUUUGUUGUUGAAAAUGUGAGCUUUUCUUGUCACUGUCAGGACUUUCUAAAUCUGUUGACCUUUGGUCUUUUUAAGUGGCCCAUCAUGACAUGUCCCUAGCAGAUGUGAUAUCAUGGUUAAAUGUUCAAAGUUCCAUGUCAUAAUAUACAGUACCAGUCAAAAGUUUGGACACACCUACUCAUUCAAGGGUUUAUCUUUGUUUACUAUUUUCUACAUUGUAAAAUAAUAGUGAAGACAAACUAUGAAAUGACACACAUAACCA